This is a messenger RNA of Amyelois transitella, 1623 nucleotides long. RefSeq names its product lipase 1-like. The record is from RefSeq and is a predicted model, not a curated record. Lineage: Eukaryota; Metazoa; Arthropoda; Insecta; Lepidoptera; Pyralidae. Bases 188 to 1366 code for a protein of 392 amino acids. Gene Ontology annotation, biological process: lipid metabolic process. Gene Ontology annotation, molecular function: hydrolase activity, acting on ester bonds. The transcript has 2 exons.
GUAAAGUCAUAACCCAGUGUGUGACUCUGCGAUCUUUAACUACGAAGAAGGCAGUAAUUUGAUUUAAGCAUUUCCUAAUAUUUUUGGGUCUAGAUUAAAUAAAAAUAAUCGACUAGAUGUUUCCCUAGUUAAAGUCAAUAGAUAUAGGAGGUGUUAACAGUUAAACUGUAAUCUCUAUGAUGACGAAAUGAAUCAUACAAUUAUCGCGCUUAUAUUAUUAACAAUAUCCAUAACAAACACAAAUUGUAAGCACAUUAAUGGGACUUUGGAAGAUAAAAGACUAAACUUCACAGGGUUUGCUCUUAAAUAUGCCGGAGCAGUUGCGGAAUAUGAUGUCACGACAGAAGACGGAUAUAUUCUUAAGCUAUUUCGCAUCCCAGGUGAUAAAACUAAGCCCGUUCUACUAAUGCAUGGUCUUCUAUGUUCUUCUAAUGAUUUUAUUAUACGAGGUAACGAUUCUCUUGCGAUAACGUUAGCACACGCAGGUUAUGAUGUUUGGCUAAGUAAUUACAGGGGAAACAUGCAUUCAAGGCGGCAUCACACCCGCAACCCAGAUACUGAUGCGUCUUUCUGGAGAUUUGGACCUUAUGAACAUGGAUAUUAUGACUUAGCUACAUCUAUUGACUUUGUUUUGAACAAAACUAAGGAAAGAUCCCUUUCAUUGAUAGGCCAUUCUGAAGGUAUGUUAAUAACGUAUAUACUUGGAGCUGAAAGGCCAGAAUAUAAUGACAAAAUAAAAAUCGUCAUUGCGUUAGCACCGGCCUGUCACCUAGAGCAAAUUUCAUUGAGGUUGCCGAAGAUAGAACAAAUAGGAAGUAUUCUAAUCAACUUUCUCAAGCUGCACAAUAUCGAAGAGUUUUUGGGGUUUAAUACUGUCAGUGGAAAAAUGUUAAGGAAUUUUUGUUCAGACAGAUUUUUAGGCAACGACAUGUGCCGACAGUUCUUUUUGUUUGCAUUUGGUUUUGAUCCCGAAGGUUUAGAGCCGUCAUUUAUUCCAACUAUAUUUAACAACUUCCCGGCAGGAACAUCAAGACAAAACAUUGAGCAUUCUAUUCAAUUUAUUUCAUCGGGAAAAUUCAAACAAUUUGAUUAUGGUCCGAUCACAAAUUUUAUAAAAUAUGGUUCUGAAGUGCCACCGGAACAUGAUCUAAAAAAAGUAACAAUGAAAAUGUACAUAAUUGCUGCCAAAAAUGACAAAUUGUCAGUGAUAGAAGAUAAUGGGUUACAAGCUAAAGAGCUGCCUAACGUUGAAGAGUACAUUAUUAUAGAAAACGAAUUAUUUAACCAUAUGGAUUUUAUUUGGGGUCGACAUACACCAAAACUUCUGCAUUACCGUAUCUUGGAAAUUUUGAAGAAAUAUAAUUAGAAAAUCAAGUGGUAUGGACAUAAAAAGGAACAAGAAUAAAAACAUUUUUGUUCUUGAUCUUAUUCUGCCUUACGAUAAUGAUCGUCUAUAAAAAUGUAUAUAAACAUAUCGACAGACAUUUAAUUUUUCUUAUUGUAAUGAUAAUCUGAAUUCCCCCAGUUUUAAGAAUUAGCUAUAAUGAUUAUUUCAUAAAAGUAAAGUAUGAUAUCUAACACAAAAAAAUAUUAGCAAACUUACAUUCCUCGCAAAUCUGCAGC